Messenger RNA from Centruroides sculpturatus (bark scorpion), 461 nucleotides. Its product is annotated as septin-4-like. The transcript is spliced from 3 exons. The record is from RefSeq and is a predicted model, not a curated record. Bases 4 to 306 code for a protein of 100 amino acids. Lineage: Eukaryota; Metazoa; Arthropoda; Arachnida; Scorpiones; Buthidae.
CACAUGCAAGAUUUAAAAGACGUCACACGAGAUGUCCAUUACGAAAAUUAUAGGGCACAAUACAUAACAAAGAUAUCUCAGCAGGCAGCUCGAGAGAGAAACAAACUUAGGAGGGAUUCCGGACCGAAUUUUGAUACAAUUUCCGAAGCAGAUCGACUACUUCAACAAAAGGAAGAGGAGAUUCGUCGAAUGCAAGAUAUGUUGCAACAGAUGCAACAGAAGCUGAGGGCAGCAGGAAAAGAACCUUUAUCCGAAUCCAAAAUGGAUGGAGAUAAAAAAGAUAGUGACAGUGUGGUUAAUUUAUAAAUUUAUAAAAGAUUUCUACUAUUAAAAUUAAAUUUUUUUAUUAUUAUUACUAUUAUUAUUAUUACUCAGUACUUAAUGGGCUGAAGAAACAAAUAAUAGAAUGCCCUCAUUUAUAACAUUCUAUGUUAAAGUUGAAGAUAUUUUUGAGUUUUUGA